CUCCGCCUCCGCCUCCUCCGGCCCCGCCUCCCCGGCCCCGUGCUGCCUGUCGCCUGCCCGCCGGUCUCCGCCGGGCCAUCCGUCCGUCCUGCGAGCCUCCCGGCCUUCCUCCGCCCCGCUUGCCGAACCCCCGGGCCGCGCUUCCUCCCUCGGCUCGGUCCGCUUCCACGGACCCCGCCCCGCCUCCCGGGCCGGCUGCCCCCGCUACUCGAGACCGGGGAUUGGCCGCGCGCGUAGGCCGCAGCGCCGCGGGUGAAAGCGGAAUAAAGGGGUUGGCGGAGCGCAGCCGCUCGCCGCUCGCCCCGCGUCGGGCCCCACGGGUGGUCGAGGGCAGCCCUGCAUCAUCUGGGAAGGCAGAGCUUCUCUGGAGCCUCGCCUGGACCCUGCCGUGAGUGCCCUGCCCGGGGCUGUGCCAUCUGUUCCGUGCAGUGUGUCUUGGCUCCCAACGAGGGCAGUAGUUCAUCUUCUGCGCCUUGGGUCAGGUCCUCUCCUUGUCCCUCCCUCACCCUGGGCAGCUUCUCUCUCUGGGUCAGGUCACUUGAAACGGGAAACUGAAGCCGUUACUCUCCAAACCCUGCUUCAUCUUCCCCAGCAUGUCGGAAAGCUGGCAGCAGCCCCCACAGACGCAACCCCAGCAGCCGCAGCCCCCACAACCUCAGCACCAUGCUGAGCCACCGCCAGCCCUGGCGGAGCACGCGCUGCCCCACGGUUCGGCCGAGAACCCACUGGGCUGUGCGGUCUACGGCAUCCUCCUGCAGCCCGAUGGGAGCCUCCAGCACCCCCAGCACCCACCUCUGCAGGCGGCUGGGGAGCCGGGCUCCAAAUGCGGGGUUUGUGGGCACGACCUGGCGCAUAUGUCCAGCCCCCAUGAGCACCAGUGCCUGGCGGGCCAUGACCGCUCGUUCCAGUGCACGCAGUGUCUCAAGAUCUUCCACCAGGCCACAGACCUGCUGGAGCACCAGUGCGUGCAGGCCGAGCAGAAACCAUUCGUCUGCGGCGUGUGCAAGAUGGGCUUCUCGCUGCUCACCUCUCUGGCGCAGCACCACAGCGCUCACACCGGUGCCAGCGGCCUGGUGAAGUGCUCCAUCUGCGAGAAGACCUACAAGCCCCCCGCCGAGGCUGCCAACCCUGCCCCGGCCGCCCCGCCGGUGCUGCCUGCCACAGCUGCCCCAAGGCCUGCCGUGGCCCACGCCGAGCAGGUGGACAAGCCCUACAGCUGCCCCAUCUGCCAGAAGCCCUUCAAGCACCUGUCGGAGCUGUCGCGGCACGAGCGGAUCCACACGGGCGAGAAGCCCUACAAGUGCACCUUGUGCGACAAGAGCUUCAGCCAGUCGUCGCACCUGGUGCACCACAAGCGCACGCACAGCUCGGAGCGGCCCUACAAGUGUGCCGUGUGCGAGAAGACCUUCAAGCACCGCUCACAUCUGGUGCGCCACAUGUACGCGCACUCGGGCGAGCACCACCUGUUCCGCUGCAAUGUGUGCGAGCUGCACUUCAAGGAGUCGUCGGAGCUGCUGCAGCACCCAUGCACGCCCAGCGGCGAGCGGCCCUUCCGCUGCGGCGAGUGCCAGAAAGCCUUCAAGCGGCCCUCGGACCUGCGGCAGCACGAACGCACGCACAGCGCCGAGAGGCCCUUCAAGUGCGACCUGUGCCCCAUGGGCUUCAAGCAGCAGUAUGCGCUCAUGAGGCACCGCCGCACGCACAAGACCGAGGAGCCCUUCAAGUGCGGCCUGUGCGAAAAGGGCUUUGGGCAGCCCAGCCACCUGCUCUACCACCAGCAUGUGCACAGCCUCGAGACCCUCUUCAAGUGCCCCGUGUGCCAGAAGGGCUUUGACCAGUCGGCCGAGUUGCUGCGCCACAAGUGCCUGCCGGGGACCACGGAGCGGCCCUUCAAGUGCCCCGUGUGCAGCAAGGCCUACAAGCGGGCGGCAGCGCUGCAGAAGCACCAGCUGGCCCACUGCUCGCCCGCCGAGAAGCCCCUGCGCUGCACCCUGUGCGAGCGCCGCUUCUUCUCCUCCUCUGAGUUUGUGCAGCACCGCUGUGACCCAGCGCGCGAGAAGCCGCUCAAGUGCCCCGACUGCGAGAAGCGCUUCAAGUAUGCCUCGGACCUGCAGCGGCAUCGGCGCGUCCACACGGGUGAGAAGCCCUACAAGUGUCCCAACUGUGACAAGGCUUUCAAGCAGCGCGAGCACCUCAACAAGCACCAGGGCGUGCAUGCCCGGGAACAGCAGUUCAAGUGUGUGUGGUGUGGCGAGCGUUUUCUGGACCUGGCCCUGCUGCAAGAGCACAGUGCACAGCACAGUGCAGAGGCUGCUGCCGCUGCCGAGGGUGCCUACCAGGUGGCCGCCUGCCUGCCCUGAGCAAUCCUGCUCUGCGGGCCCCUACUAAACCCUGCCCAG
Suncus etruscus (white-toothed pygmy shrew) is the source of this 2399-nucleotide messenger RNA. It is a transcript of the gene ZNF319, whose product is annotated as zinc finger protein 319. Bases 594 to 2360 code for a protein of 588 amino acids. Gene Ontology annotation, biological process: regulation of transcription by RNA polymerase II. NCBI's taxonomy places the organism in Eukaryota, Metazoa, Chordata, Mammalia, Eulipotyphla, Soricidae. The transcript has 2 exons. The record is from RefSeq and is a predicted model, not a curated record. Gene Ontology annotation, molecular function: DNA-binding transcription factor activity; RNA polymerase II cis-regulatory region sequence-specific DNA binding.